AAUUUUUAGUUGAAUGUCUUAGUAAAAUAUUUUUGAAAUGAAAUCGGUAUUAUUUUAUUUGCUUUUGUACAAUUUAUUUUAUGUAUAUAAUUGUUUAGAGAAACAGAAAUUGGAAGAUACAACUAUGGGGACCGAUUUUGACGAUGAUUAUAGAGAUGCCACGAAUCGUCCAUCGACAAAAGUGCCAGGUCACAAAUUAACGUGUCUAACUUGCAAUAAUGUGGAUACAAGAGCCUGUAGCAGACCAUCACAAAAAUUUUUAUAUACGGAGAAAUGUAAGAGAACAACUGAUAGGUGCCUGUCUAUUCAUACGCCGUUUGGGAUUGUCACACGCGGAUGCUAUGAUAUAUCUCGCAAGCAGGUUUUAUACUUCUGCGCUGCCGAUUUAUGUAACAAUAUACCGGUGAGGGAUGUACUCCGACGUUUGAACAUGGGCAACAAGAAGAAAUGGGUGCAAGAUGUCGCUGACCUAUCGCACGCAAGGCGUCUGAGGCAUACUACUAAAAAGGGAUUGAAAUGCUUGUCUUGUAGCGUGUCCUCAGAUGACUCUAAAAGUCCAGAACUAAAAUCUGCCUGUUGGGAAGGUACAGCAAGUUUCAGAUUCGGGAUAUCGACAGAAGUUUGCCAAGAAAAGGAUGUGUGCGGUAUUAGAGUAAUGAAAUUCUCUGGCAGUGUGGUACGCGGAUGCUGUGAAGUCUCAAGUGGGCUCGAGAUCUUUUCCUUUACGUACACCAACCCAGUGGGAAUACUCGCUGCAGAUAGCAGGAUCCUCGUUUUGCUAUGCGAAAAUGGUCUUGUGCGGUAUCUCCCGAAAAUAAACGGCCGUCUUAUAAAUACCAGAGACUACAUUUUAAAGAACACGUUUUGGAUAUAAGAAAAAACAAAUAUGCAAUCAUCUCGUCACUGAUCCUAACAUCGAAAGCCAUCCACAUUCGGCUCACUGCGAACACAAAUUAUAGAAUAUGCAGAUAAUAUUUUCAUCUACUUUUAUUUC
Molecule: messenger RNA, 994 nt
Organism: Plodia interpunctella (Indianmeal moth)
Lineage: Eukaryota; Metazoa; Arthropoda; Insecta; Lepidoptera; Pyralidae
Exons: 7
Coding region: 38-874 (278 amino acids)
Source: RefSeq, a predicted model, not a curated record